Messenger RNA from Caenorhabditis sp. 36 PRJEB53466, 1086 nucleotides. Lineage: Eukaryota; Metazoa; Nematoda; Chromadorea; Rhabditida; Rhabditidae. The record is from the annotation of a GenBank genome assembly.
AUGGCCGACAAAUCAACGGAAGUUGAAAAAGCCAUCGAUCCCGUCAUUGACUUGGGUAACCUGCUGUUUAUUGAUCGAGACCCGAUUCAGGGAGAUCCAAAGUAAUUUGAGUCUUCUGCUUCCACUUUCUAACAAUUUUUAUUUAGCGAGGGAAUGGAAGAACGCGCCAGGAAAAGUACACAACUCCUGUUCAACAACAUCUGGCAGUUGGAGCAGAAGCGUGUGGAUGAUGCUGUCACUGUGGCUCUUCCCACUGCCACGUACCGUCUUCCGCGAGAGAAACGUCUUCCGGAGAAGAAGGAGCCUACAAAGUGGGAGAAGUACGCUGCCGAGAAGGGUAUCACGACGAAGAAGAAGAAGGACAAGAAGGUGUGGGAUGAGGCGACGAAGGAAUGGAAGCCGACUUACGGAUAUCGACGUGGAAAUGACGACACCAAGGACUGGCUUAUUGAAAUUCCGGAUAACGCUGAGGAUCCGAACAAGGAUUUCUUCGCAGAGAGACGCGAGAAGAAGAAGGAACGUGUUGCAAAGAACGAAAUGCAGAGAAUGAAGAAUCUGGCGCGUCAAAUGAAGACGACAGUGAAGAGUGGUCCAUCGACAGAGAAAAUGAUCGGAGUGGGUGUCGAUGCCAAGGAAAAGACGAAGCAGCAAGUGCGAUUUGCUGUCGACCGUGCCAAGUUAGCCACUGCUUCUGCUGGAAAGUUCCAGGAGGGACUGAAGGGAGAAAAGGUCAACGUGAAGACUGGAAAGAAAAGAAAGUUCGAGGCCAACGAGGCCCCAGUUUCCGGAGAAAAGGAGCGCGCUCUCCAGAUUCUGCAAAAGAUGAAGGCAAAGAAGGCCAAAAUCGUCGAAGAGAAGGUGGCUGCCGUGGCAGGACCCGCAAGAGAGUAAGCUGAAAGUAUCUGUGCAGAUAAGUACUUGUGUUUUAGGCAACGGGAAAAGAAGGAGAAGAAGGGAGCGAAAGGACAAACCCGUCAGAAGAGUCAGAUUCACAGACAGCAGUGGUUCAAAAACAAGGUGGACAACAAGAAAAAGAGUCCUGGAGGUGGUGGCGGAAAAGGAGGAAAGAAGGGUGGAAAGAAGUGA